Messenger RNA from Mus caroli (Ryukyu mouse), 7436 nucleotides. It is a transcript of the gene Mgat5, whose product is annotated as alpha-1,6-mannosylglycoprotein 6-beta-N-acetylglucosaminyltransferase. Gene Ontology annotation, biological process: protein N-linked glycosylation. Gene Ontology annotation, molecular function: alpha-1,6-mannosylglycoprotein 6-beta-N-acetylglucosaminyltransferase activity. Lineage: Eukaryota; Metazoa; Chordata; Mammalia; Rodentia; Muridae. Gene Ontology annotation, cellular component: Golgi apparatus. The record is from RefSeq and is a predicted model, not a curated record.
CGUCCGUGGCCCGGAAUCCCUUUGCCUUGGAGAGCGGCGCGAGCCUAGAAGCUGAGAGAAGUUGGGUAGGUCGAUCCGGGAAGGGUAGCAGAAACCUCGAAAAGAUCUCCUAACCAUUCUGUCCUGAUCGUUUGGACUCAGGAGGAACGUCCCUGCUUGCGUCUAGGGGCGGAAGGUGGACGCGCUGCGCACGGCCCCGCCAGGGCUGGUAGUUUUCAGACCGUCCCUGCCGAGGCCCGCUCGCUCGGCAGCCCUGCGGCUCCCGCGGUGGCGGCGGCGGCCCCAGGCUCGAUCUAGCCCAGGUAGCCGCAUCUCAGUCUCAGGGGGCGCUCUGACCCCGCUCCUGGCUGUGCCUGGGACCUCUGUUCCCUGGAGCAAGGCUGCUGGAGAGUGACCCCGACUGCUACUGAUGGUGCUUCUGCUGCUCCUCUACUAGCAGGAGUGACUCCUACCUGAAAGUAGACUUUGGAGGAGGGUCCAGUAGGCCAUCAGAAUGGAAGCCCAGCAAGGAAACCAGCUGACUCAGGAGCCGGAGUGAGAGCCACGCACUCUCCACCCCAACCUGCACCAUGAACUUGCCUUGCCCUUCUGCUUGUUGAGAGCCAAGGGAAUGGUACAUUGCUAGAGAGAGAUGGCUUUCUUUUCUCCCUGGAAGUUGUCCUCUCAGAAGCUGGGCUUUUUCCUGGUGACUUUCGGCUUCAUCUGGGGGAUGAUGCUUCUGCACUUCACCAUCCAGCAGCGGACUCAGCCCGAGAGCAGCUCCAUGUUACGGGAGCAGAUCCUUGACCUCAGCAAGAGGUACAUUAAGGCACUGGCAGAGGAGAACAGGGAUGUGGUGGAUGGCCCCUACGCUGGUGUCAUGACAGCUUACGAUCUGAAGAAAACGCUCGCCGUCUUGCUGGAUAACAUCCUGCAGCGCAUUGGCAAGCUCGAGUCAAAGGUGGACAAUCUGGUCAACGGCACAGGAGCGAACUCCACCAACUCCACCACGGCUGUCCCCAGCUUGGUAUCGCUUGAGAAAAUUAAUGUGGCAGAUAUCAUUAAUGGAGUUCAGGAAAAAUGUGUAUUGCCUCCUAUGGAUGGCUACCCCCACUGCGAGGGGAAAAUCAAGUGGAUGAAGGACAUGUGGCGCUCGGACCCCUGCUACGCAGACUAUGGAGUGGACGGGACCUCCUGCUCCUUUUUUAUUUACCUCAGUGAGGUUGAAAAUUGGUGUCCUCGUUUACCUUGGAGAGUAAAAAGUCCCUAUGAAGAAGCUGACCAUAACUCACUGGCGGAAAUCCGUACGGAUUUUAACAUUCUCUACGGAAUGAUGAAGAAGCACGAGGAGUUCCGUUGGAUGAGGCUUCGGAUCCGGCGAAUGGCUGACGCGUGGAUCCAAGCUAUCAAGUCUCUGGCGGAGAAACAAAGCCUUGAGAAGAGGAAACGGAAGAAAAUCCUUGUUCACCUGGGGCUCCUGACCAAGGAAUCGGGCUUCAAGAUUGCGGAGACAGCAUUCAGCGGUGGCCCUCUGGGUGAACUCGUUCAGUGGAGUGACUUAAUCACAUCUCUGUACCUGUUGGGCCAUGACAUCCGGAUCUCGGCCUCACUGGCUGAGCUCAAGGAGAUAAUGAAGAAGGUUGUUGGAAACCGGUCUGGCUGUCCAACUGUAGGAGACAGAAUUGUUGAGCUGAUUUAUAUCGAUAUUGUGGGACUUGCUCAAUUUAAGAAAACACUAGGGCCAUCAUGGGUUCAUUACCAGUGCAUGCUCCGGGUGCUAGACUCCUUUGGAACAGAACCUGAGUUCAAUCAUGCGAGUUAUGCCCAGUCAAAAGGCCACAAGACCCCCUGGGGAAAGUGGAAUCUGAACCCGCAGCAGUUUUACACCAUGUUCCCUCAUACCCCAGACAACAGCUUUCUGGGCUUCGUGGUGGAGCAGCACCUGAACUCCAGCGACAUUCACCACAUUAACGAGAUCAAAAGGCAGAACCAGUCCCUUGUGUAUGGCAAAGUGGAUAGUUUCUGGAAGAAUAAGAAAAUCUACCUGGAUAUCAUUCACACGUACAUGGAAGUGCACGCCACUGUUUAUGGCUCCAGUACCAAGAACAUUCCCAGUUACGUGAAAAACCAUGGCAUUCUCAGUGGACGUGACCUGCAGUUUCUUCUCCGGGAAACCAAGCUGUUCGUUGGGCUCGGAUUCCCUUAUGAAGGUCCAGCUCCCCUGGAGGCCAUCGCGAAUGGAUGUGCUUUCCUGAACCCCAAGUUCAACCCUCCCAAAAGCAGCAAAAACACAGACUUCUUCAUUGGCAAGCCAACACUGAGAGAGCUGACAUCCCAGCAUCCUUAUGCAGAAGUCUUCAUCGGCCGGCCACACGUCUGGACUGUGGAUCUCAAUAACCGAGAGGAAGUAGAAGAUGCAGUAAAAGCCAUCUUAAACCAGAAGAUUGAGCCGUAUAUGCCAUAUGAGUUCACAUGUGAAGGCAUGCUGCAGAGAAUCAACGCUUUCAUUGAAAAACAGGACUUCUGCCAUGGCCAAGUGAUGUGGCCACCCCUCAGCGCCCUGCAGGUGAAGCUGGCUGAGCCCGGGCAGUCCUGCAAGCAGGUGUGCCAGGAGAGCCAGCUUAUCUGUGAGCCGUCCUUCUUUCAACACCUCAACAAGGAAAAGGACCUGCUGAAGUAUAAGGUGACCUGCCAAAGCUCAGAACUGUACAAGGACAUCCUGGUGCCCUCCUUCUACCCCAAGAGCAAGCACUGUGUGUUCCAAGGGGAUCUCCUGCUCUUCAGUUGUGCCGGAGCCCACCCCACACACCAGCGGAUCUGCCCCUGCCGGGACUUCAUCAAGGGCCAAGUGGCCCUCUGCAAAGACUGCCUAUAGCAUCGCCGCCCUGAAUUAACUCAGACGGGAAAGACGUGGCUCCACUGGGCAGGGCCAAGGGGCACAAAGACAUUCAGGGACUCUGACCAGAGCCUGAGAUCUUUGGUCCAGGGCUUGAAUUUAGUACCGCUCCAGCCACAGCCAGUGCAUCCCAGUUUACACCAAAACCACAAGAGAACAGAGGUUAGAACAGGAACCUGGGUUCUCCCCAGUGUAACGAAUGUCCUCUCUGUCUGGGAGAUCGACUGUAGGGAAAGGAUCCAGGCAGUUGCUCCCAGGAUUUUUUUUUUUUUUUUUAAAAGAAGGGAUAAAAGUCCAGAGACUCAUUCAAACUGAAAACAAAACAGAAUUGAGCCAAUUGGGAAGGACUUUGGGGACAAUCCUAAACCAAUUAAUUUAUUUAUUUGGGAGGAUGGGGGCGGGCUCGGGAGGGAGGAGAGGGGUUGAACAGUUUCCUUUUGUUCCUCACUGUUAAUCGCCCACCUUCGGGCCCUUCUUGUUCUGCAGCGCCAAGCAGGGUGCAGAGGGGCUGUGGCCUGCUUGAGGGGCCGCUGUGGGGCUUCACUCCUGGUAACAGGUGGCAGCAGAGAAAAGAGAUGUCUAUAAGCAGGGGGAUGUAGCUCAGUUUGUAGAAUGCUUGCGUAGCAUAAAUGAAGUCCUGGGUUCCAUCCCCAGCACCACAUAAAAGCAGGUAAGAAACAGAGGCAGGAGGACCAAACAUUCUCCUUGGCUACAUAACAAAAGCAAAGCCUUUGUCCCCAAGUCUAGGCUACAAGAGACCCUGUCUCAGAAAAUUGUGUGUGUGUGUGGGGGGGGGGUGGCCUUGAAAACACAGCCAGCCACUGUCACAGCAUUGCCAGAACUGGUGGAUCCCAGGUGUGCUUGGCAGAUGGCAGCUAAAAGGCACAUAACCUUGGUGGGGAAAUAAAUGCCUGUGGUGUCCUGAGAGGGCCCCACCAAGUCCAAAGACAGGCUGGGCUGCAGAUGAGAGAGGCUGCUUUCCUGUGUGUGUGUGUGUCCCUUCCUCCCCCUCCCCCUACAUAGCUUGGUCCUAAUUUCUGGUUAGAAUUUACCUUUGUUGAAGAAACACCAUGGGAUUAUGGGAUUAUGUAAUUCUUGUUUGCUGCUGUGGUAAACUCAGCCCCACCCCGUCCCCGUCCCCCCUCAUUCCCCAUACCCCAUCGUAGGCUCCAGGAGCUGUCCUUGAACUUGGAGAAGGCAUCUCUAACCUCAAAACAGCUAAGAUUUGGGUAAGAAUGCCGCCAGUCCUAAGAGUUAGUAGCACGAGGCUUUGUGCCUUGCCCCCAUCGAUGUCUGAUAUUGCUGCAGUCCAGGCAACUGACGCUUAGAACUUGAUGGUUUCUGGGGAGGAAAGGACAGUUCAGGAUGAAUGCUAGGGAUUAUCCCGGCCACACCCCCAGUGGGUGUGGCCUACAAAGGGUGAGAGCCUGGGGCUGGCUUUUACUUGAAGCACUAUUGUUCUAUGGAGUUUGAGCAGCCCCUGUGAGGGCCUGACAGCAGGUUGGCCUAGGCAGUAUGCCUGAAUCCCCACCUUUCACACCCUGGAGCCCUUCUGUGAGUCCAUCCCUGCUGAAGUACUGCUCCUGUGCUCUGUAUACGCGUGAGUCUCUGGAGACACCUCCCACACUUCUCUCCAUGCUGGCGAAUGAACCAAUCAAUCCUCUUCUACCUCUUGCUGUUAGCAUUGUCCACCCAGCCCCAGCUGGUAGAGUAGACUUCCUGGUCGGCUGCUGCUGCCCAGCGCCUCCCUGUGGCCAGGAGGAGCUUCUGCCUAGCUGAACAGCAGCCUGUGACUGGCUGAGCCUUCCAGAAGCAACAGAAAGGAGGAUCUGCUUGUGGUGACUAAGGGCUAGGGAGAUGGCGCAUGGAACUUUUAGGUCUGGGAAAUCAUUUGUCCUCUUGAUCUCUACCUGGGUGCAUACAUCAUACCAAUCACACCUCUAGCGCCUCCCCGACCACACCCCUGUUGGCCCUAAGACAGACAGACACCUCAGGAGCCUGAGAUUCUAGUUCCAGAGAAUGAAGUGAAGAGGUGAUGUCAGGGCAGGUACUGGCCCUAAGCACUGACAGGGGUCCCUCAAGGCCUGCCCGGAAUCACCUCUGCCCAGGUUCAGCCGCCAGGAAGGCAGAAGUUCAAAAGCCUAGCUAUGAAGCAUCUUUAUUAAGCUUUGCAAAGGUUUCCUGCUACAGGAGGGGAGAGAGCUGUGCAGUCUCUUGGGAAAGGACUUUUCCCUUAGAGUGGGCCUCGGGGCUGCACCCCAGAGUUGUGGGAAUCUGCCUAAGUUUCCAGACCUGAAGGCUGUGGGUGACAGUGCUGACAUUCAACCGGCAGGGGGUGCCAAGCCGGACAAUAAUCCCCAUGUUGCAGAUAACAAUAAACAGGCAGGAAGGCAACUUUGUCUCCACCUGCAGAUGCUUCCAGGCCUUGAGGUCAGGGUCCCUCCGCAUUCCUAUUCCUCUGCUCCAGUUCAAAACCCUGGCUCACACAACCCAGAAGAGCUCUUUCUCCCACGUUAUAAAUCCCGUUCCCUAUUUUAGGCAGAAAUAAAGUAAGCUCACUUCCUCUGGUGGGUUCCUGCUCUUGGGACUAACCAAGCCUAGUCUAGUUAUUAAGAGAAUUAGCAAUAGGUGAGAUGUCCCUGAAUGGACGCCCGCUCCCAGGCCUCCUCAGAGUUAGCAAGAUAUGGAUGGCCAAGUGGCCAUCAAGGGAAAACUGACCUGACCUGUGUAUGGGCAUUGUACCUGUCAGGUGUGGAAGACAGCAAAGAAGGCACCCACAGCCCUGGCGGAGCCAGCACUUACAAAGCAUUGGCAACCGAGGGCUGUGUGUAAUUGAACCUUCCGCCAGGAGAGGACUCUGAAGUCAGGACUCGUGUGUUCUGCACAGUAGACACAGGUCACCUGACCUUUAGAGUUGUUUUCCCCUUCGUGAUGGUAGGCUCUUAAAAUAGGGGGAAAGUUUUAUCUAAUUUAUUAAAAGAGAGAACAGGUUGCUUCAGAAGGUGAAAGCGUUUUCAGAGUUAAGAACUCCUGAGAGGGGCCAUGCCUUGUGCGUUUCUGUGUGUGUUCUUAUACAAAUGGAAGCACUGUAGAGAGGUUUAUUUUGUCUCUAAGAUGAAUCGUUUGUUUUAGGUGAGUGUUUGGAAAUAUCUGUCUGUUCUUUGGCUGGGACAUGUGUUUUUGUUUCUCUUUGGGGUUGGAUUUUGAAAGCUGGGUGCUGUCGAAGGCUGAUAGCAGAUUGUUCCAGCCUUGAAUAACUACAUUUGUCCACAGUGUGUGCACGCACAUGUCCCAGUGUAUACGGGCACACAAGACUGUAUAUAUAGUGUGUAUACGUGUAUACCUGUGCAUUUUGUGUAUGUUCCGUGUGUGGUGUAUACACAUGCACCCCCAGAAUAGGGCCAAGGGUGCCAAGAAUCCUUUAGUACCCUCAGGACCAGACCCUAUCUCUGAAUCUGAUGGUGACCAAGGUAGUGAGGGGUCUCACGCUCCAUCACCCUAGCUGACAUGUUGCUGAGGCAGAAAACCAGCCCCCAGUCUAUCUCUGUAGAAGAAGGAGCCCCCAAAUACUUCAGCUAGUUAGCCUGGUGGAGGCGAGAUGUUGACUUUUUCUCGUCCUUAGCGGAUGAAUGUGGGCGUGAAGUUGCGGUACCUACUAGUGAGUUGGGUUGCACUGAAACUAUGUGUUGCUCAUGGAUGAGUGUGUAUCCUUUAGAUCGGACCAGGGUGGUUUACCUAGAUUGUAUGUAAUUAGGCACCACCACCCUCUCCCCAAAUUUUUGACUGAAAAGGAAAGACCAAGUAUUUUGUUAACGACAGGCUCUGCUGUGUCACGAUUCCAAGCCUGGACUCUUUUAUUUAUUUAAAACUCUUUUAAUUUCUCUUUCUUCUCUUCCCCUCUGUCUGUGUGGCUGCAGAGUGUGUCUCUGUUAGAGUUAGACGGAUGGCAGGAAUAGGUUUGUAGUCCUUCAGGAAGCCAGCAGCCUGGAGCUGGAAAUGGGUUCCUCUCAUCCAUGUUGCCUUCAACAGAAAGUGAGAAGUUUUUUCGGUUUGGGUUUUUUUUUUUCUUUACAUAUAGCAAAAGACCAAAUUAGCUGUAUAGUCUUGGAUACAGAAUAUAAGAAUUACUCUAGCUGUCCUAGCACUUAGGGUCCUGUGGGGAUUCAGUGUUUAGCACAGUGCCUGGCUCAUAGUAAGCCUGGUGAAUGUUCAAUAUUGAUAUUAGUAGUAUAUCAUAAAACUUGAGAAAUAAAGAGCUGCGCUCACCCCCUAUCUGUUGAUUCGGACAUGACGGUCACAGAGAAACCUUGCUGAGUCGAUCAGAUGCUAUAGGAAUUAACUGUCUCAAUUGUUUAAGCGCUGUGCCUACCCUGCUCGCUGGAAUUCUAGUGUUCUUCUCGAAUGCACUGAAUAAUUGGGAAAUUUGCCAGUCUUCAGCACUCAGUGAAACAAGGCUAAAUUUAUUACCUGAAAUUGAACCACCAAUAUGUUCUGGAACAUUCCAGGGGUUUCUUUGAGGGACUUUUUGAGCUCAAAAUUAAAAGUUCUCUCACAAGUUUCA